AUGAGAGUGUGCAGCGACGACCACACAUGCAACGCGUAUUCCACCACCAAACCUCACACUCUCUCGCUGCAAUGGCCAACCACCACGGGCUUCUCCACAAACUAUCUCCUUUACUUACGCGUACAGCAUCGGCAAUUGUAUAGGACGCCCAUUGGAUGCUCUCCGCUAUACAUGGCCAACCAAGACGUUGGCAUGUCGUCUUCUUCAGCGCCCUCUUCGUCACAUCGACUUCCGACCGUUUCCGCUUCACAGGCCCUCCAGACGCUCCAGGCCAAAGGUUCCUGCGCCGUUUCAACCGGCAUCCCGCAGCUUGAUGAAGCCCUCGCUCCUGAAGCGCUCCCUGGCCGAGUUGUGUCGGGAGGAUAUCCUCGCGGCAAGGUGACCGAGAUCUUCGGCCCUCCAGGUGUUGGGAAGACGGCGUUUGGAAGGAUCCAGGCCGCCGCAAAUGCGCUUCGGGAAGGCCAUCGCGCCAUUUGGGUUGAUGCUGCCUGCUCGCCCUUGGCUCCGCAACGCGUCAACCAAGUCCUGAGCGCACUCACUCAACCCCAGCCCCUGACGACUGUAGCGAAUGCACAUGCGCCAUCACAUGUACCCCAACCAUCUCUAGAUGAAUUUCGAAACCGCUUCUAUCACUACACCGCCCCAGCGCUCGCCCAUCUACUGGCUCUGUUUGUGCAUAAGCCAGCCUCUUUCCCGCCGCCCAAUACAAGCCUCAUCGUUAUCGACUCUCUUUCGACUCUCUUUGACAAUGCAUAUCCCCGCAAUGCUGACGACCGAGCGUCAAAGAACAAGAGCGAGCAGGCGCGCUGGGCUGCGGGUCGUAGAUUUGCGAUCAUCAAUGAGUUAAUAUCGGCCCUUACAAAAGUUGCUGCACUGCACGACAUCGCACUGCUCAUAACGUGCCAGACCAUCACUCGGAUUCGGGUUGGUUCAAGGGCUCUCUUAGUGCCUGCAAUAUCGGGUGCAGAAUGGGACAACGGAAUAUCCACUCGUAUGGUUCUCUUCAGGGAUUGGGUUACAGGACAAGGGGAAUCACGUCUCACCGACGCUGCUCAGCCUGCUCUCUUGCGAAGCGCCAGGUUCGCAGGCAUACUCAAGGCAAACGGCUCGACUCUAGCCAACGAAGGCGGGGUCGGGGAAGUGGUAUCUUUUGCCAUUGGUAGCACGGGACUCUGCGGCAUGGAUAUAACUGCAGUCGAUAUUGCAGCACCCGACAUUGCACUCGAAGCGAACCCGCUUAAAAGACGUUUUGCGGAGAUAGACGAGCAUGGCAAUUCAACGACUUCUGACGAGUUAUAUGGAUGGGUCGAAGAUGACGAUGUUGCAGCGGAAGGACUUCUAUUCGAGGAAGAACCCUUGUCCGAUAUAAUGGAUGGAGCAGAAUCUGGCCCAAGAUCUGCCGCAAAAUCAGAGACAGAAUAUGGUGCAGGAUCACAAGGAGAGAGGUAA
This is a messenger RNA of Periconia digitata, 1449 nucleotides long. The record is from the annotation of a GenBank genome assembly. Lineage: Eukaryota; Fungi; Ascomycota; Dothideomycetes; Pleosporales; Periconiaceae.